AUGAUCAAGAUGAUACUGUUUCGUAAAUUUCGAGUUUUGAUACUCAUGGUGUUUUUGGUGGCGUGCACCAUGCACAUUAUGAUAGACUUGCUCCCAAAACUAGAGAAGCGAGCGGCGGGAUCGGAAACCGGUAACGGUGGCUGCCAGUGCGCGCACAACCCGAGCGAGGAGGCCGGGAGCUGGGGGAAGCAACGCGUUAGGUCGGUGGCGGAACCGGGCUGGCCUAACAAACACACGCUGAGAAUCCUGCAAGAUUUUAGCAACGAGCCGAGCUCAAACCUCACGUCCCAUUCCCUGGAAAAAAUCCCUGCCGCUGGGGAGAGAGCGGAGUCUUUCAAACGAAUGAAACAGUACGACGGGGCAGCGGAUAACCAGAAGCUGCUCAUCAGAGACGCCAGCGGCGGUAAAACCGUUGCUGCGCCCGGUGUCUACCGGCUGUCGGCUCUGUUCGAACAUCCUUUAUACAAGACGGACCUGCCGACCCUCACAGACGACGACACCUUGUUCAACGUCAAUACUGACAUCAGGUUCUAUCCGAAAGCAGCGGGGAAUCAAGAAUGGUAAGGUGGGGAUAAAAGGAAGCAGGCGUAUCACCUUAUAAGAAAUCAAGGUGACAGGUGUAUAGUGCCAUAAAUUGAUUAUUACACUCAAGCAACAGUUACUUAAAUUGACUUCCUCCCUGGCUUUCUCUGUUUGAAUUAAAUGAAUACAAAAGUGAUAUGAAUAUAACUAAUAGUCCACUUGUCCAGAUACUUUAACUGAGCAUCAGUCAGUGUACAAUCUCUGCUCGCUAUCCACUAUAUCCUGUAGCUUAAAGGCUACAUGACUAUAUACAUUACUUAUUGCCCAUAUGCUAUGCAUUGCACCUGCUGCAAAGCAGUACUCCUGUAUGCUAACCAUUCUCUAUCUAUCUAUCUAUCUAUCUAUCUAUCUAUCUAUCUAUCUAUCUAUCUAUCUAUCUAUCUAUCUAUCUAUCUAUCUAUCUAUCUAUCUAUCUAUCUAUCUAUCUAUCUAUCUAUCUAUCUAUCUAUCUAUCUAUCUAUCUAUCUAUCUAUCUAUCUAUCUAUCUAUCUAUCUAUCUAUCUAUCUAUCUAUCUAUCUAUCAUUUCUCCUCACACUCUCCAUUCUCUGGGGAUAUCAUUAACUGGAAGACAAUCCAAUCAAUCUAUUCAACUCUUCCUCUCCACCUCUACCGUUGUGGAGUGAAUGAACUAUCCAUCCAUGCACACUCAAACGAUGCCCUUUCUUUUUAUCUGAACUGUGAUGGUUUUCUGAGCACCCCCCUACCCCAUGCACUUGUAGGCUACUUGCCUAUCUUAUUCUGCCGUGGUUUACUGUAAUAUCUUAUGGUCUUCUAAGAACCUAUCUUAUUCUGCCGUGGUUCACUGUAAUAUCUUAUGGUCUUCUGAGCAUUGGGGGUAGGCAUACUAUUUUCACACUUAUUUUGUUAUUGCAAUGUAAUAACUUAAUUAAGGAUAGAGAGUUUGGCCACAGAAAACAAACACUGUUUAAAGUAGGCAUACAGAUGUUAGGUUAUUUGAUUUGAUUGUAGCCUAUGUAUGACUUCAACAACGAUGCUGUUUAUGUUCAAUCAUGUGUAAAAAACAUAUUGAUUGAAUUUCAAUUUUACACCUUAAUUAAAUGUCAGCUUCCUUGAAAUUGCAUGUAGGACUCUACUUUGACUGCCGGUGUGAUAUUUGAUUUAUUUAGUGGCAUUUGAUUAGACUUGAUAAUCUGGAUACGUGGGGCGGCAGGUAGCUUAGUGGGUAAGAGCGUCGUGUCAGUAACCGAAAGGUCGCUGGUUCUAAUCCCUGGGCCGACUAGGUGAAAAAUCUGUCGAUGUGCCCUUAAGCAAGGCACUUAACCCUAAUUGCUCCUGUAAGUCGCUCUGGAUAAGAGCAUCUGCUAAAUGACUAAAAUGUAAUGUAAAAUAUAAUCAUAAAAAUCUGAAAUACAUCCAAGCCCAAAGCGCCAUGCUCUACCAACUGAGCUACAGGGGACAAUACAUUGACAGUGGAGCCCCUCCCCUCUUCUCCUUUCCUACAACUCAUCCCUCACGUCUGUCCUCCGUACACCAGGCACAAUGAAGCCAACGUGGAAGAGGAGGAGUACCCCCCUACAGGGGAGGUGACAGCUGAGUCCGACCCCAACUGGCUUCGCUUCCACAUCGGUAUCAACCGCUACGAACUCUACUCCAGACACAACCCUGUCCUGGACUCCCUGCUCAAGGAUCUGGUCACCCAGAGGAUCACCAGUGUGGGUGAGUCUGGGGGAAAACUAGAAAUUCUAAGAAUACUGUGCUGUGCAUCUCUAUGAGACUGUUGUGUGUAUUGGAUGGAUGGAUGGAUAGAUAGCGAGAGAGGGAGGGAGGGAUGAACUAUGAUACACACAUAGACACUUAAAUAAAGGCAUUAUAUAGAAAGCCUUGUUCAAUCAACUGCAUCCUGUGCUUUUGUCCCAAUCCUGAGUUUCAAUUAAACCCCCUUUUAUUUUUACCUGAGGCCCUUGUUACAGAUAGCAAAUACGUUCAGAGGAAGUGAAAAAUAGAUGAAAAGCCAUUAAUGCGUCUGUGUCAAACAGUUUGGCUAUGGAAAAUAAUCUGUCAGACCUCAAAGCAAUCAUACAGAGUGCUUAGGUGACAUUAUGUGGUUGUCGCAGGCCAAAUGGGUCCCCUCUGUGACUGCUACUGUUCCCACUGGAGAGCUACUGCUGCAAUGAAGUACUGCCUCCCUCGCUCAAGAGCCUGAGGUCUGCCAUGUCAUAGACGUGUGUGUGUGUAAGGGGGGCGGUGUGGCUGUGUGGGUGUGUGUACGGGUGUGCUUGUGUGUGUGCGUGCGUGCGUGCGAGGGAUACAUAUGUACAUAGUCUCAUGUCUAUGCUGAUGUUUGUGUGCAUGCAAAGACUAGGGCUAAAAUAAGAACCACUGCCCCACGCCAUUGAAGUUCCCUCCAGCAUUGAUAUUAGUUCCUCAAUCACUCCCGGACAGCGUGUAAUCACUCAUGCUCCAUGGCAUCUCUUGUUCUAUGUGUGUCACCCACUGUUUCCUUUGCAUUGCCCAUCAAUCAACUGCAUCUGCACUCAGAGACGGCCAUAUAAAACGAUGUGUGUGUGGGGGAAGGGAUGGGGGGGUUGAGGAGGAGUGUGUGUGUGUGUGUGUUUGUGUGUGUGUGUGUGUGUGUGUGUGUGUGUGUGUGUGUGUGUGUGCGUGCAUACUGUACCUCCACACAGACAGCAGCCUUCCCAAUCAGUCCAGCCUGGAUCAGUGAGAGAGAAAACACAGGGGGCAGAUAUUUAGGAACGUUUCCACUUCAGCAUUUUUCCUGCUGAUAAUGUUUUGUUGAGCCUGUCUCUCUGUAAAGAUAUGGCCUUUUUCUCAGUGUGCAGAACAUCUCAUAACUCAUACAUCUACAGCAGCCCAGGUGUGUGUGUGUGCAUGUGUGUGUAUGUGUGUGUAUGUGUGUGUGUGUGUGUGUGUGUGUUCGUGUACGUGUACGUGCGUACGCCUGUCUGUGUUUGAGAGAGAGGGAGUGAGAAAGAAAGAGAAAGAGAGAGAGAGAGAGAGAGAGAGAGAGAGAGAGAGAGAGAGAGAGAGAGAGAGAGAGCGAGAGCUACGCAUUCAUCAUUAUGAUACAGAAGUGUUCCACCGAGUGGGAGCUUUUGUAAAAAAAUACAUUGUCAUUCAUGAAUUCAGGGAUGCUCAGAUAGAGAGGGCACUAUAGAUGGCCAUCAUAACCAAUGUGGAAUGCAUAGCAGUGCUUCUACUAUAGGUUACCGUGACUCACACUGUAGGCUACUCUACGCUAACGCUGGCCUAGUUUCAAUCCACUUGAACGAUGAAUCUCAUUGGAAUGUUUCAUCAGGGAUGACCUUUUUGAGUUUUGUUGAUUAGAUCAGCGCUUCCCAACUGGUGGAUCGCAUCCAGUUCCUUUUGGAUCACGGGUCGCGGCUUAUGAUCAGUGUCCUAGAUACAAACAAUGGUUUUGUUUAUGUCAUGGGGGCGGUUCACAAUACAUUUUCGAAAACUAUAUAUAGGCAGGUCACGGUGGCAAAGCGUUUAGGACAACUAAAGGAUUAAUGUUAGAUUAUCUGAUAGUACUAUCAACAUGACCCAGCUACCGGAAAAUCUAAUACAUCUUGCCCUAUAACAACAGACAGAAAUAUACACAUUUCUGCUUUGAUCGACAUUAAAGGUAUUAUAUAGUUAUGUUAUAAUACCCUCAGUGGUUACUCAGUGACUACUCUUUCAUUCUGUAUCUCUGACUAGUCACCUCUCUCUCAGCUCUCUCUGCCCUGACACACUGAAUAGGUGCUUGGUGUACUGUGCCUGUAGGUGUAUUCUGUGUGCACUCAGGGGUCAGGAUAGUUUGUCCUCGGACAGCCUAAUAUGUGCCCUUAAAAAUAGGUGGAGUGGAGAAAUGGUAAGAGAGAGAGACCCAGCUGGUGGAGAGAGAGAGAGAGAGAGAGGGAGAGAGAGAGUGAGAGAGUGAGAGUGAGAGUGAGAAAGAAAUAAAGAGAAAGAAUGAGAGAUUGAGAGAGAGAGAGAAAGAGAAAGAAUGAGAGAUUGAGAGAGAAAGACAGAGAAAUAGAAAAAGUGAGUGUGAGAGCAAAGGAGAAAGAAAGAGUGAAAGAGGAGACUGCAGGGCUUGUUUACAUUGUGGUUAGGCAGAGCUGCAGGGUUGUGUAAUAUGCUCAAGUUAAUGCUCUGUAAUAGAUGGGAAAAUCCCCUGAAAGCCUGUCCAUUAUGACAGAAACACAAACCAUUUAGACAGCCCUCUCAGGCCUUUUGUUAGACAGAUAAUCAGCGUGUCUGAUUUAGCCUGGCCCACUCCAUCCGUGUGAAACGGAGCAACGGACAGAUCUAAAGGGAAAGAUGGGCGUAGGUAAUAGUCCUGUACUUUUACACGGGCAGAGAGUGAGUUUAGUGUUGGAGUUCAAAGACUUCUAGCCUCCUGGGUAGUCUGGAGUCUUCCAGUUACUGUACAGCCUAACCAGGUCCAACUCUAACAGGGUUAUUGAGUCUUUUCUUUACAAUAAGGAGGAGAUCCAUACAUGGAUUGAGCUAAAGUGUAGUAGCUCAUGUUUCCUGCAUAAUACAGUGUCUUUGUACAUCACUGGAAUAUGAUCACUGAAAAGAACUGAAGGCAAUUGUUUGGUAAGACCUCCUAUGAAUACACAUAUAACUGUAAGUGCAUUUACAACACUUCAAAAUGCUUAUAAUGCAUUAUGAAGAGGGUUUUCAUAGAAAGUGUUACCAAUCGUUUGUUUUAUUAGGUAUGCCUAUGUUAUGGUAACACACACACACACACACACACACACGGAAAAACAAAGCCCUUGGAUUGUGUUCUCUGUCACACUUCCCACCUAAUCAGCCCAAGUCCCACCUGCAGGUGCUUGUAGAACACCCCCUCCCCAACACACACACACACACACACACACAAACACACACACAAACAUACACACACACACACACACACACACACACACACACACACACACACACACACACACACACACACACACACACACACACACACACACACACACACACACACACACACUUAUCUAUGUUACUACCUGCUACAAUCUCAUUAUGUUGAUGCACAAUGACUAGCAAAAUGUGUAGCAGAUGUUUGCUCCUGUAUGUGAACACUCUUAGAAAAAAUGAUUCCAAAAGGGUUCUUUGGCUGUCCCCAUAGGAGAACGCUUUUUGGUUCCAUGGAGAACAGUCUGUGGAAAGGGUUCUACAUGGAACCCAAAAGGGUUCUACAUGGAACAAAAAGGGUUCUACCUGGAAACAAAAAGGGUUUUUCAAAGAGUUAAUUUUAUGUGGAAAGCCGAAGAACCAUUUUAGGUUCUAGAUAACAGCUUUUAGGUUCUAAAUAACUCUUUUUUUAAAGAGUGUACUGUAGCGGGGGGGGGGGGGGGGUGGCAGAGAAAGACAAGCAACAGCAGCGACAGCAGCGAACAGCCUGCUCUGCCCCUAUCGAGCCUGCUGCUGCGCUACACUGCUGCUACGCUGCACUGUCUACAGUGUGCAACUUCAUCAACAAGCUGUCAAACUAUUGUAAAUAAGUGACAAGCUACAUGCUGUUUAUCAGUGCAGUUCCCAACAUCCUUAGCUAGCUAGCUAACAUUAAAUCCCUGUGUUUGUCAGUGAAGUUAGCUAGCAGCAGGCAGGCUACAACAAGCUUAACCAGCUGAUGAAAUCACUUGCGACCGAUAUACUUGCACAUCUCACUGUCUAUCAGAGUAUGUGUCUGUCUGCCCCAGUGCCUGUGUUUCUUAGCUAGUGACUCAUACACAAGACAGGUCCAGUGGCACGUAUUCAUGGUUGCCCAGGGAAGCCAGGCUUUCCCCCAAAAUUGACCAAUGUUUUUUUUUGUUAACAUUAAAUUAUUUAUCUUUCGUCUCUCUGUGUUUCAUAAUUUUCCUACAAUUCGCAAGAGAGUGAAUGUAUCUCACAGGAGAAAGCAUACGAGCGAGCGAAACAGCGCCUCUCUAUCUCUCUACGUGUAGGCCAUCUAUCUGAUGCUGUCUGGUUCAAACGAGCAUUACAUUGUUGCCGCCCGUAGCAUUGAAUGCAAGGGAAGCUAGCGAGCAUUUGGCCUCCCUUGAUUAAAAAAAUAUUAAUAAUUAGCCAAUCAGCGCUGAGCUAAACUGAGUAAGCUCAACUGUGAAUGGUCCUGGCGCACCAAAACAAAGUGUCAAAGGAAGCCAACUUGGAUUUUGGCUUCACUCAAAUCACAUUGAGAGCAUAUUUCAUUGACAGAAACAACUUGAAUUGUUGCAUCUCCUUGUGUUGUUGUCCUCUGGUGGCUAGCUAGCUAGCUAGCUAGCUAAAAUUGUCCCUUUCCUAAAUUAGCCAUGGAUGGAAAUAGGGAUUUGGACUUGUGGUUUUACUUAAUUCUCUGUACUGGCCAAUGAUUAUAACGGCGAUUCUGAUCCAACCAUUAAUUCAUACAUUGUUGUGCCCCUGGCCUGAUAGGAUGGAAGUUCAAUACAGUGGGGAAAAAAAGUAUUUAGUCAGCCACCAAUUGUGCAUGUUCUCCCACUUAAAAAGAUGAGAGAGGCCUGUAAUUUUCAUCAUAGGUACAUGUCAACUAUGACAGACAAAUUGAGAAAAAAGUCCAGAAAAUCACAUUGUAGGAAUUUUAAUGAAUUUAUUUGCAAAUUAUGGUGGAAAAUAAGUAUUUGGUCACCUACAAACAAGCAAGAUUUCUGGCUCUCACAGACCUGUAACUUCUUCUUUAAGAGGCUCCUCUGUCCUCCACUCGUUACCUGUAUUAAUGGCACCUGUUUUGAACUUGAAUCUGCAAUAGGUAAGCAGCUUGGUUUGAAGAAAUCAACUGUGGGAGCAAUUAUUAGAAAAUGGAAGACAUACAAGACCACUGAUAAUCUCCCUCGAUCUGGGGCUCCACGCAAGAUCUCACCCUGUGGGGGUCAAAAUGAUCAAAAGAACGGUGAGCAAAAAUCCCAGAACCACACGGGGGGACCUAGUGAAUGACCUGCAGAGCUGGGACCAAAGUAACAAAGCCUACCAUCAGUAACACACUAUGCCGCCAGGGACUCAAAUCCUGCAGUGCCAGACGUGUCCCCCUGCUUUAAGCCAGUAAAUGUCCAGGCCCGUCUGAAGUUUGCUAGAGUGCAUUUGGAUGAUCCAGAAGAGGAUUGGGGAGAAUGUCAUAUGGACAGAUGAAACCAAAAUAUAACUUUUUGGUAAAAACUCAACUCGUCGUGUUUUGGAGGACAAAGAAUGCUGAGUUGCAUCCAAAGAAACACCAUACCUACUCUGAAGCAUGGGGUGGAAACAUCAUGCUUUGGGGCUGUUUUUCUGCAAAGGGACCAGGACGACUGAUCCGUGUAAAGGAAAGAAUGAAUGGGCCCAUGUAUCGUGAGAUUUUGAGUGAAAACCUCCUUCCAUCAGCAAGGGCAUUGAAGAUGAAACGUUGGCUGGGUCUUUCAGCAUGACAAUGAUCCCAAACACACCGCCCGGGCAAUGAAGGAGUGGCUUCGUAAGAAGCAUUUCAAGGUCCUGGAGUGGCCUAGCCAGUCUCCAGAUUCAACCCCAUAGAAAAUCUUUGGAGGGAGUUGAAAGUCCGUGUUGCCCCAGCGACAGCCCCAAAACAUUACUGCUCUAGAGGAGAUCUGCAUGGAGGAAUGGGCCAAAAUACCAGCAACAGUGUGUGAAAACCUUGUGAAGACAGAAAAUGUUUGACCUGUGUCAUUGCCAACAAAGGGUAUAUAUAACAAAGUAUUGAGAAACUUUUGUUAUUGAUCAAAUACUUAUUUUCCACCAUAAUUUGCAAAUAAAUUCCUUAAAAAUCCUACAAUGUGAUUUUCUAGAUUUUUUUUUCUCAUUUUGGUCUGUCAUAGUUGACGGGUACCUAUGAUGAAAAUGACAGGCCUCUCUCAUCUUUUUAAGUGGGAGAACUUGCACAAUUGGUGGCUGACUAAAUACUUUUUUUCCCCCACUGUAUGUAGCUAGAUGUAGAAGGCUAACUAGCUAACGUUUCCCAUGAAUGGAAGUUAGGCUAGCGAGCAAGCAGUUUAGCCAGGUAAGCCUAGGACAACACAAAAAUAAAAGCAUGUACUGUAUGACAGAGUGAUAGACCGGUUCAUCAACAUGAAAGAGAGGAGGAUGGCGUUGGAAUUUCUCUACAAGUAGGGUGAGUCAACAUGAUUGUCUACUUGCACGAACACGCACGCACACACACAUAAAUCAGAACAAUGGACAGCCACAUCAUAUUUAGCUUAUGUUGAUUGGACUAAAUAGUUUUUGGUAUCUUUUAGUUGUCACUGUAUUAGACUAAGCAGAGUUGAUUUGAUUGAAGUUGAAAUGGUGCUGGAAUAGUGGAGGCAGCUCCUGUUUUCUUUGCGACUUGCGGUAACUCUCUGUGGUUCUAAAUCAAUAGUUUAGUGGUCCGAAAAUGUCGGAAACAUUAACUUUCUUGACCAUUCUGUAGGUCAUGUAACUGUUUGUUACAUGCAAUAUGUUUUGUGGACUUUACUGGACAGAUGUUGCUCUCCGGUUUUGUGAUGAAACAAAGGUGUGGUUGAAUUUAUUCUGCCACUGUGUCUUCUUAUUUUCUCGGCCUUUAGGCCUAUAUAUCAUGGUCGCAAGGCAUAUGAACUAACAGGUUAUAGAGCAAACAAUGUGAUUUUACCCACACACCACUACUGGACAGGUCGAGGGAGACGAUGCUUGCAAAUGUAUUUAUAUUAAGUGGCAGUUGGGACAUCGAGUAUGCAUCGUCUCAAUGCUCAUUUUGGCUAAAACACCUUCGGACUCGAAUUAUCACUAUCAAACACAACAGUAAGUGGCCACUCGAUAAAGGGCUUAGGAGCCAAAUGUUCGGUUUGAGAUUCAGCCUACUGCGGUAGAUAGAACUUCAUUGCCCCCCUAGCGCUCAUACGCGAUAGGAACAUAUUCUGCAUUGUGAAUUCAUGUGGAAAACCGAUAAAAAGAUGGCUGUUUAAUCGUUAAGAAAAUGUUUCAAUUUGUCACAUCCCUAGUGGGGAGGGGGGGGGGGGUCAUUGGUGUGUGUGUGUGUGCCUGUGUGCGUGUGUGUGUGUAUGUGUCUGUGUCUCUGUACCUCAAGAUGGUAAAGUAAAUUGACCUUUUACCUUUUGUCUCUUCCCUAAACAGCCAUGAAGUCAGGAGGAACUCAACUGAAGCUCAUCAUGACUUUCCAGAACUACGGACAGGCGCUGUUCAAGCCCAUGAAGUAA
Coregonus sp. 'balchen' is the source of this 9729-nucleotide messenger RNA. The record is from the annotation of a GenBank genome assembly. NCBI's taxonomy places the organism in Eukaryota, Metazoa, Chordata, Actinopteri, Salmoniformes, Salmonidae.